AUGUUGGAGAUUGACAAGCAAAGCUUUCGACAGCAUCUGGAAUGGCUUGUAGAUCAGCUGGCGGUGGACUCUGCUCCGUAUUUGGAAGAAAGGCCUCGCUUCGCUCAUGGGGUUCUGGUUCUGGCAGAUCACGACAACGGAGAAGUCAUGAAGGUAAAUAUAUAAAAUUAUCGAUAUGGUAGUCCGUCUUUAAUCACAAUAGAUAGAAUAUCCCCGCAAGCAAAUUUUCUUUAAGUUUUUCUAUCAAACGUCUCUACUUGGAAAACUUUUCUUGUGCUUACACGCAAAGUGAUGACGAUUAAUUCCUAUAAAAAUUCCAGGCCUCAUUGAUAAAGCAGCUUGACAUUGAUAUAAACGAGCAACGAAUCUACAGUACUCGGGAAGGGAUCUAUCACAAAGAGGACAUGAGAACCCAGAAUGAUUCUGGAGUCAAUCUGAACAUUUCAUCCCCAGAAUUCGAAGACUUUCCAGUAAUUCCUCCCCUUAUUCAGGAUAAAUUGGGAAAGGAGAAUGAUCUGCCGUUCGUGCCCUUAUCGAAAUAUGUUAAGAAGACCGUUUCAACGUUUUCUCCAGUCCAAAUUCCAAUUGAUCAAAGCGUUAAAAUGGUAAGAAUUGAAGAAAAUAAAUCUAAUGUAUCUAUACAGAAAGAAGAGAAUCUAAGCACCCAAAAGCUUUCCAAAUCGCCGGAGACGUCAACGACGACUGUGACGGAUAAAAGGACAUCCAUCUCUAAUCUGGGACAGGAAGAACCAAGGAAGUCUGUCACGUAUGAGGCGAGCUCAUUCUUGACACCAACCAGGGACUCAAAUUCAUAUGAACAUCGACAGUCUAUUUCUCAGGAUUAUAAACAAGGAGGGUCCCAGAGAUCAUCUAUCAUCAGUGUGCCACGACAUUCGAUAACCCCUCGAGACCAGACAACAAAUUAUAUUGUUGCAGAGUAAGUGAUUAAUUCCAAAUAAUAACUUCUUUUUUUCAGUGGAGGUGACAUUUCGAUCCCACCAAUGGUAGGGACUUAUUAUGAAAGGCCCGAGAUCGUCCAUAGAUCUUACCGUUCCCAUGUUGAACAAACUACCUUCCCAUCCAUUGACAGGUUCAGAACUGUGAGACAAGAGACCGUUAGUGUGUUUGAGCAUCCCCGGCGGACUCCAUUAAUGUCUCCCAUGAGUCAUUGCUCUUCAUCAACUCCAACUUUUACGUCUCUGAGUUCAUCAAUCCCUUCCCAUCAAAAUCCAGAUGCCAUUGAAAAGGCCGUAAAGAUUCUUCAAGAUUCCUGUGAAAUGCUGGAUGAAACCGCCGAGAGAAUUGCGGUAAGGGCUCCUCUCUCUGUCUGUUAUCUCGUUUUGUUUAUCCCUCCUCAUAAUCGUGUCAAAUCAGUCAUAUCCCUCAAUCCUCGAAAUGACUGCUCUCCCAAACAAAUCAAAAUAAUUUCAGAGUCGAAACCGUCAUCCGCGGAAUCCGUCCGCCGACUAUGCGCCCAGAUAUUCCCAAGAAUACACUUCCGCCUUCCAAUUUCCGAGCGAAUUACGCACCACUAAUUAUUGA
Bursaphelenchus xylophilus (pine wood nematode) is the source of this 1542-nucleotide messenger RNA. The record is from the annotation of a GenBank genome assembly. NCBI's taxonomy places the organism in Eukaryota, Metazoa, Nematoda, Chromadorea, Rhabditida, Aphelenchoididae.